AGUAGGCUUAAUGCAAGUGGCCCAUUUCCGUAACCAUCUAUCUCAGUAAUCCGUUCACCGCCACCCCAUCCGAAAGCUAAAUGUGACGUUUCAAUAAUAAGUACUCGCAACCUUCUCGAAAGUGCUGCGUACGGGAGGAAGCAGGGAGAUUAUAUGAGCCGGAGCCUGCAAAUGGACACGUGGCAGAGGCUGGCGCAAACCACCCCGGCACUAAAGUGUGGGAUUGGCUCCGGGCAUUAUUUUUACAGAUCGCUGCCCACGAGACGAUGUCUUGCGAGAAAAGCAAGCGGGGGGCUCUCCAAGUAACAAUAAACGCAACCGUCGUGAAAGGUUAAUCGCGAGUGAUGUUUCCAGCCGGAGUUCGCCUCCCGCCCGGGUUUUUCCGCUUGCCGAGCCCCGCGCGCAAUAAACGAUUUUUUUACCCCGGCCAAAAGGGGGUCGCGCCUUUCGGCGACCUCCGCCUUGCGCAAGACCUAAAGUUGGAAGGACACGUCCUCCGGGCAGCCGAGAAGGGAAAGGCAGCCAGUUAGUUCCCAACCCUCGGCCGGCUCCCCUUCCCCGGGGUGACCAGACCCCAGGUGGGUUUCUGCUGCGGGAUCUGCGCGCUGCGCAGCCGGCUGCUGCUGCGUUCUCCGCGGAUACCUCCCUGCGCGCCGAAUAGGAGAAGCUGCCGUCUCGACCCGAGGGAGAUCGGCGUCUAUCAAUUAGCCGCAGAGCGGGGGGAGAAGGCAGAUCCGGCAUAGGCGCCUCCGAUCCGGAUUCACCCACCACUACUCCGGCUGCAGGCGGGCGCAUGGAGAGCCCCGGCGCGGAGAGCAGCGCCUAGCCCCGGCUGGAAGGCGACGCCAGGCCCGGCGCUAGAGCCGACCCUGCUCCAGCCGCUCCCGGUUUCUUUUCCUCCUCCUCCUCCUCCCCUCCACCUGGCCGGGGGAUCAUGAGCGGCUGGGCCAGGCUCGCCGGGCUGCUGCUGGCCGUCGCCGGAUCCCGCGAGCUGCAGCCUCCUCCCCGCGCGCAAAGGCGAGGCGCCGGGGCCGCCGGCGCCGAAGAGGCAGCCCAGUUCGACGUCGUCUACUCCGGCCAGGUCAACCGAGCCGCCGAGCGCCUUUACGCCUUCAACUACACCAGCAAGCCGGGCCAGGUGGAUGCAGUCCGGGUUAAUGUGCAGAGUAACUCUGAAGAUCUUCAGUAUCCAGUCUUGUUUGUAGUUCGGCAGCAGAAAGGAGUGCUAUCCUGGCAGGUCCCACUUAUUUUUCGAGGCCUUUACCAAAGAAGUUAUAACUACCAAGAGGUGAGCCGUACCCUCUGCCCUUCACAGCCCACACCUGACAGUGAACCUUCUGAGCAGAUCAUAUUUGUAGAUGUGGCUUCCAUGGCCCCCUAUAAUGCCCUAUACAGAUUGCAGGUCACCAAGAUUAAGAGCUUCCAACUUAUGUUGAACACUCCUUUUAGCUUCAGUGCCAGCCCUUCCCAACCGCAGUAUUUUCUGUACAAGUUCCCUCCAGAUGUGGAUUCUGUCAUAGUCAGAGUGACUUCCGAGACCGUCUACCCAUGCUCCGUUGUCUCCAUCCAGGAUAUUGUGUGUCCAGUUUAUGAUUUGGACCAUAAUGUGGAAUUUAAUGGCGUUUACCAAUCCAUGACAAAACAGGCAGCCAUCACUGUGCAGAAAAAGGACUUCCCAAGCAUGCAGUUCUUUGUUGUAUUUGUCAUAAAGCCUGAGGACUAUGCCUGCGGGGGAUCGAUACCUUCCUCCAUUCGAGGAAAGGCUAACUACACCUGGAACCUGCAGCGGAUGAAGAGUCUUGAAGUGACAGUUGUGCCCUCCAUUAAAGGUUCUGUUUAUGUGAACGCCAUCCUUUUCAGCUUUCUGAGUUUCUUCUCAUUCUAUCUGGGCGCACUGGUGGUUGCAUUUGUGCAUUACGUCAGGAACCAUAGGAAGCCUUCAAUUGCCGGACACAGUCCUGAUGAUGGGUCUGGGACUGUGGCCUCCUCUCAUCCGAUCACUGCCAGCACUCCGGAGGGAAGCAGCUAUGGAGCUAUUGAUGAGUCGAGCUCCAGUGGCGGCCAGCAGCUGUCUCUGGAGCGCAGGCCUCGUCGUGGCUCUGACACAGACAGCUCAGUGGAAGAGGAAAGCGACUUUGACACCAUGCCUGAAAUUGAAAGCGACAAGAACGUCAUUCGCACAAAGAGACUGCUAUAUCUGUCAGAUUUAUCCAGGAAGGAUCGGAGAAUUGUCAGCAAAAAAUAUAACAUUUAUUUCUGGAACAUCAUCACAAUAGCAGUCUUCUAUGCCCUGCCUGUGAUCCAGCUGGUGAUCACGUACCAGACGGUGGUGAAUGUGACUGGAAACCAGGACAUCUGCUAUUAUAAUUUCCUGUGCGCUCAUCCACUGGGCGUCCUGAGUGCUUUUAACAACAUCCUCAGCAAUGUGGGACACUUGCUUCUGGGCUUCCUCUUCCUCCUGAUUGUGUUGCGCAGAGACAUCCUCCACAGACGCUCCCUGGAAGCCAAAGACGCCUACACAACGGAAUAUGGGAUUCCCAAGCACUUUGGCCUCUUCUAUGCCAUGGGCAUAGCUUUGAUGAUGGAAGGUGUCCUCAGCGCUUGCUAUCACGUCUGCCCCAACUACUCUAACUUCCAGUUUGACACCUCCUUCAUGUACAUGAUCGCAGGGCUGUGCAUGCUGAAGCUGUACCAGACCCGCCACCCUGACAUCAACGCCAGUGCCUACUCUGCCUACGCAUCCUUCGCAGUGGUCAUUUGCCUUGCUGUGCUCGGAGUGGUUUUUGGAAAAAAUGCUUUGUGGUUUUGGAUCCUCUUCUCAGUCAUCCAUGUUGUGGCCUCACUUGGACUCAGCACCCAGAUCUACUACAUGGGCCGUUUCAAGAUAGAUGUCUCUGAUCCAGACUUUGGGAUUUUCCAGCGUGCGGUUAUGGUCCUCUACACAGAUUGCAUCCAGCAGUGCAGCUGGCCAAUGUACACGGACAGAAUGGUCCUGCUUGUCGUUGGGAACCUUGUAAACUGGUCCUUUGCCAUUUUUGGACUGGUAUAUCGGCCGAAAGACUUCGCCUCCUACAUGCUGGGCAUCUUCAUUUGCAAUCUUCUGCUGUAUCUUGCUUUCUACGUCAUCAUGAAGCUCCGCAGCUCAGAGAGGCUUCUGCUCAUCCCUCUAUUCUGCAUCGUGGCCACAGCCGUGGUUUGGGCCGCAGCCCUUUAUUUCUUCUUCCAAAACCUUAGCAGCUGGGAGGAAACUCCCGCAGAGUCCCGAGAGAUAAACCGCCCGUGCAUCCUUCUGGGAUUCUUUGACGAUCAUGAUGUCUGGCACUUCCUCUCAGCGGCCGCACUCUUCUUCUCCUUCUUGGUCCUGUUGACUCUGGAUGACGACUUGGAUUCUGUGCGGAGAGACAAGAUACCCGUUUUCUGAACCGCAGGAAGUUUUGGCGGUGCUUGCUCAAACCCAUUGUGUUGCCAGCCCAGGACAGUUGACGGAAAACAAACUUGUUGGUGUACACAAUGCGCACCAAGUGUGCACUGGGAAGAAACGUGUUCAACCGGCAAAUAAGGAAGACCUGAACAGAGGACAAGAAUCUUUUUGCAACUGGAAGGCUCAGGCUUGUAUGCCAGAUUGUUGGUAGAAAGUAGAGAGAUGAGAAUAAUUAUCUGGGGGUUGCAGAUCUUUUUCAGCCAUCUGAUGAAGAAUAAAAUUUACUCCCCAAUGUGAA
Messenger RNA from Podarcis muralis (Common wall lizard), 3719 nucleotides. Lineage: Eukaryota; Metazoa; Chordata; Lepidosauria; Squamata; Lacertidae. The record is from RefSeq and is a predicted model, not a curated record.